Lathyrus oleraceus (garden pea) is the source of this 1005-nucleotide messenger RNA. RefSeq lists its product as uncharacterized. Gene Ontology annotation, molecular function: cysteine-type peptidase activity. The record is from RefSeq and is a predicted model, not a curated record. Bases 183 to 872 code for a protein of 229 amino acids. NCBI's taxonomy places the organism in Eukaryota, Viridiplantae, Streptophyta, Magnoliopsida, Fabales, Fabaceae. The transcript has 7 exons. Gene Ontology annotation, biological process: proteolysis.
UUAAUUCGUCAUCUUACACUUCACCUUACUAAUUAUAUGAUAUUUAGAUUCCUGUUGCUAAGAAGACUGAAAUUUCCAAGAGGACCGGGGCUAAAAAGAAAAAUCCUUCCAAGUAUAGAGCGUGCCUCCAUACAUAUUUAGAAACGACAGAUAUUUCGGAUGGAUGUGUUCGUUUAAUACCUAUGGAUGGAGCUAUUUUUGGUUUUGAGUAUGCCGAGCCAUUGGGUAAAGAGGAUUUUGAUCAAAUUUUGUAUCAUACGCAAUUAAGCGUUGGUGUUAUCAACACAUACAUGAGGUAUUUAUAUGACAAAUUGAUGGGUCCGCGUGGGUUGGAGCAAAGAUUCUCAUUCUUAAAUCCCAUGAAAACGAACUUAACCGAAAUGAUAAGAAAACCAGAUGAAGUCAGGACGUAUGUAGUCGAGCGCUUUAUGGCCGACACAGAUAGAGAAAAGUUGUUCUUUUUACCGUUUAAUACCGGCGACGGUGGACAUUGGUUGUUGGUCGCGAUAAAUCCUUUUAAAGAAAUUGUGUAUUAUUUGGAUUCUUUACACAAGGAUUGGACAACAUACCCUGCUAUGAAGACGAUAGUUGACACCAUUAUACAAACUGUUCGAGCACAAAGAAAAAUUCAAGUACCAAAGAGAAAAGCCAAUAACAUUACAUGGAAUAGAGUGGAGUGUCCUCGACAGCGUAAUAAUAUAGAUUGUGGAUAUUACACGUUGAGGUUUAUGAAAGAAACUCUUCUUAUGGAUCGAACAGAUAUUCCAUCUGAUUACUUUGAUGAAUAUAGAUGUGCUUAUUACUCAAAAGAUCAGUUGGAUGAAAUUAAAGAGGAAUUGUGUCAAUUCAUUAUCGAGCUACAGGUUUUGUGAGGUUAUAUAGCAUAUUUAGAAGAUAGAACUAGAAUGUGUUGAAAUACAUUUUGAUUAGCAUUUUUGGAGGUUAUUAGAAAUGUGUAGAUUUUUUGUAAAGGCAAACAUUUUCAAGUAUAUAUAUAAAUACUCA